This is a messenger RNA of Exophiala viscosa, 2233 nucleotides long. RefSeq lists its product as uncharacterized. The coding region runs from base 248 to 2233 and encodes 661 amino acids. The record is from RefSeq and is a predicted model, not a curated record. NCBI's taxonomy places the organism in Eukaryota, Fungi, Ascomycota, Eurotiomycetes, Chaetothyriales, Herpotrichiellaceae. The transcript has 3 exons.
CCUGCAUAUUUAUGGACAUCUGAACACACUCAUACCCCCAAACUCCCUACACCGUACAUUGUACGCAUUUUCCAUUCAAGGCUAGUCGCGCGAGCAGCGGCAUGCACAAGUACGGCAGUUCAAAGCGACCGCAUACGAGGAUGCAAGGUGACCCUUUCGAGGUGGUUCAAGCCUCCAACCUGCAAGUCAUUACACGGGUCCUAGAGUGCACCAGGGACCGGUGUCGAAAGCACCCAGGUCUAGCGAGAUGACGCUUCUUGAGAUCGUGCAACCGAAUUCCAAAAGAGGCAGUAGCUCGAUCGUGAGAGGACUCCUUUUGGAAGUGCUCAAGGAGUUGAAGGAAAGUGCAUUGCCUCUUGAGGUCAUGCAUUGGCCAGCCAGGGUCCAUUUGAGAAAUGUGAUACAUCAGAAAGUCCAGAACACGGUUCAACUUGGCGUCCAACGUCCCAAAGUUCGGUUGCACAACCCAUCCCGGGGUUGGAUCCCUGAUCGCCUUACCAUUUACGGCCAGUCAUCUCGCACUCAGCCUUGUCCUGGCCUAUUUCAACGUCGUUCGAUGGUUCUAAGGCUCUGGCCAGGAGAGAAAAUAGAUCAUGCAGAUUGUUGCCCUCUUGGUCAGAUUGGGCAAAUAUCAGAAGUGGCUGGAGGUAGGUUCUUCGGAUAUAUAUCUUCCAUUCGGCUACCAACUGUCUUCCUGUCCCUCGCUCUGCAUGGUCUAAUCUGCUCCUUCCCUAUUCUCUGCCCCAGCGAACAUUUUGCCGCAACUGAUCCGUCUGAAACAAAUUCUUCCCAUUCAUUCUCAAUGUUGAGUGCUGUCGAUGCACUAUACUCAAGGAGGGACACAAACCAUCAAACAGCCUACAGACAUCAAGUCCACCAAGAGGAGUGCCGACUUGUAUGCACAGCCAUGGAUAAUAGCGCAGGAAUGGGACACCGCGGCUCGCUACAGUCACUGCCCAGCUUUUCUCAAUUGAUCCAGGGCAUACCACCUGCACCUCUCCGGAUUUCCAACCACAUAGAAGGGAAGAGCCGACCCUUCAUUCAGGCCUACCGAGUACAGCGGCUUCUCGGUUGCAGCGUUGACACCGUGAUUUCUCCCAGUUUGCUGCCUGAAACGGAGGACAACGACUCUGCGAAGAGCGACUCGAACUCGUCUUCCCGCGACCACCAACCCUGCUCACCUUCGCACAUGACACCAGCAUCGCCACGGUCAUAUUCCUACCCGAGUGAUCAUGAACUCGGCUUGGAGGGGCUACAAGACUUGAUCAGCCGGCCUGACGUAGACGUCAAUGCCUUGAUCCAGCGUAUUUUCGAGUUUUUGAAUGGACCAAUGCAGCCUGCAUAUGAACAAGGCUGGUACCGUCCGGAUGCCUCGGACAAUGCAUUCAGUAGAAGACUCGAAGAAGCCAUCUCUAUACUCGGCCGAGAUGAGCUCGCCGAGGCCUACUUCUUCCGACAGGAAGGCCGUGAGCCGUAUGGCUACUCUCCCCACGGGAUCUCUUGCGCGAGGAAGACCUCCACCAUGAAGCAGACCGACGUGGGAUCUCCGACUUUGACCCAACCUGAUCCCGGGCCCGUGGCCAAGCCGGAAAAGCAGCAAAAGAACUCGAGUGAGCAGGAACGGCGCUGUCGACAUCGAUACUGUCAAAUGCAAAGUGAUCUUCGCUGUUCUGAGAUUGCUUUCCGAUGUGGCGAGCAGCACGCGAGGAUCGAGCACGACAAGAUAGCCAAGACGAGAGAGAACGGCAGCAAAUGCCAAAGCGCAAAAGGAACAGGUAAGGACGAGCAGCUGUUCGCAGCCGUAUAUGCACAUGAACUGAGCGCGAGGAUCAUCCAGCUGGAACAUGAUGGUCGCAAGCGAGCGGAGACGAUUGUACGUCUGCUAUGCCAACUCUUACUUCGCUCGCAAGGUGUAAAAUGCGGUGGUGGAGCCAAUCGACAUCUUUCCAGGUCACCGCCCCAUUUUCCGAGGGAUCACUCGAUAGUCGCGGGCGUGAAGCGAUUUGCGGAUGAUGAGAUCACAAGUCGGCGCUGUUGGACGAGAGCCUCAGAGCGCGAUAUCGCGAAUUCAUCAAGAGCAAACAGCCCAUGGAAACGUCCGCGGAGUCUAACUCAUGAUGGAACGCCCUUAUCCCCAGAGAGGACCCAGUCACCUACGCCAGAGUCAAGCUCCGAAGGAGCCUUUUCUCCGUAUGAACAGGGUCGAAUGAUCAAAGCAGAGCAUUUGCAUUGA